Molecule: messenger RNA, 399 nt
Organism: Meira miltonrushii
Lineage: Eukaryota; Fungi; Basidiomycota; Exobasidiomycetes; Exobasidiales; Brachybasidiaceae
Exons: 1
Coding region: 1-399 (132 amino acids)
Source: RefSeq, a predicted model, not a curated record
AUGCGCUGGUCGUAUUUCCUUUGUUUAAGUUUUGUAGUAGUAUUUUUGCUGCUUUUGCAAGAUCAAGCUCAAUCUUUUCCUACUUCAAUCGAGCAUUCCGAUCUCAUCAAAAGGGAAUCUUCUGAAUCGGAUGUCGUACUGGUCAAACGUGUCAUAAACAAAAUAAAGAAACUUUUUGGAGGCGGUACAAAAACUCCGCCGGCCCAUGUUCCCAAACCUGGUCAUUUCGAUCCUGCAUCUGCACAUGAGCCACCACCGUUGAGACAAGGAACAAAAUUACCAGAUGGCUAUAAAAUGCCAGAACAUAUGCAAAAUCCAAAAAAGAGUGAUGCAGUUUAUUUUGAUCCCAGUAAGAUGAUAGGCGCCGGCUCAAGUUCACCUAAGAAAGGGGGCAAAUGA